Cottoperca gobio is the source of this 3008-nucleotide messenger RNA. Its product is annotated as putative ferric-chelate reductase 1. Lineage: Eukaryota; Metazoa; Chordata; Actinopteri; Perciformes; Bovichtidae. The transcript has 16 exons. Bases 97 to 1902 code for a protein of 601 amino acids. The record is from RefSeq and is a predicted model, not a curated record. Gene Ontology annotation, cellular component: membrane.
GCAGCAGAAGCCCUGCCUUCUGAGGGCAAACACAACUUUCUGCAUUCAGGGUGAAGACAGAGACACAGUCAGCUCAGCGGAGGUGAGGCACCAACAAUGUGGCGUUUCUACUUCGUGCUGGCAGUGUUGACUGGCAGUGCAGACCCAGUGACAGGGUACAGUAAUGGGAAGGUGAGUGUUGCCUGUGGAGACAUGGUGCCUCAGCACGGCCACACGCCCAGUCCGGCCCCUCCUCCGUACAGCAUCGCCGUGGACACGUCCACAUUCGGCCCAGGUGACAACAUCACAGUAUCUUUACGAGUGGCCUCCUCCAACUCCACAUUCUUUAUGGGGUUCCUGAUAGAAGCUCGGGAUGCUGGGAAGUUGGACUCCCCGGCAGUGGGUUCCUUCAUCCUGACUGAGCCACAUGAGUCCCAGCUGCUACAGUGUGGCCACACUAAGGGAUCUGGAGUGAGCCACAGGAGAAGCUCGAAAAAGACUUAUGUCCAGGCUGUGUGGGAAUCUCCAAACACACCUCCACAAAGAGUGCAGUUUCUUGUGACGGUGGUGCACAAUCAUAAGUUGUACUGGGUGAGGAUCGCAGGUCCUGUGGUGUCUCUUCGAGGAGCGACUGCUGUUCCACCCACUGCUGUUACACCCACUGCUGUUCCUCCUCAAACCACCAGCGCCACUGUUCUCUCCGCACCGUUUAGUUCAGUGGGCUGUGGCCACAGUAAAUCUUGCCUCAGAGAGCCAGUGGGCUGUCACCCAGAGUCAGAUCCACACUGUUUCUUCCUGUCAUUCAUCGCUGAUCCACACGGAACGAGUGUGACGUUUGAAUUGAGUGGGCCUGCUGAAGGAUACUUGGCCUUUGCCUUGUCUCUGGACAAAUGGAUGGGGAACGACGACGUCUAUCUGUGUGUGAAUGAUGGACACAGAAUUACCAUCCGUGCUGCAUAUGUCUCUGGACGAACAUACCCUGAGCUGGCAACAGAGGACGACCUGUGGGGUCGGGCAUGGAGGUUGUCCGAUGGGCUCAUCCAAUGUCGUUUCCAAAGAAAAUCCCUUCUCCCUCUGGUAGAGAGCAGGUUCAACUUAAACCAGAGCUACUUCCUGUUUCUUGCAAAUGGUAGAUCUCACCAGGGUGUAAUCCACAGACACGAUCACCAACCUCUCAUCUCCACCGACCAGAAGGUGAUCACUGGACAUCCAGAGGAUCUGUGUGGCUCCCGCUCCCCCCUACUCAUCAAGUUCCAUGGUGUGUUAAUGCUGACUGUCUGGAUGUGGAUGGUGAGCACAGCCAUCUUCAUUGCUCGCCACUACAAAAACUUCAUGCCUGACACGACUCUGCUGGGACAAAAGCUGUGGUUUCAACUCCAUCGAACUAUGAUGGUCUUGGCCGUGUUUCUAACUGGUGUGGCCUUCACCCUGCCUUUCAUAUACAGGAGGGGCUGGAGCAAGCGUGCAGGCUCUCACCCUUACAUAGGCUGCACUGUCAUGGCUCUGUCUGUCAUGCAGCUAAUUAUGGCAGUUCUCAGACCAGCUCCAGAGUCUCCCAGGAGGAUCAUCUUUAACUGGAUGCACUUCGGAACAGGCACUGCUGUCCACAUACUCGCUGUGGUGUGUGUGUUCCUGGGUGCUGCUCAGCAGGCGCUGCAGUUACCCAGCCCCUGGUCUGCUGCAGUGCUGACUGGAUGGCUGCUGUGGAUUGUGCUGGCAAACCUGCUGCUACUAAUCCGCUCCUACAGACUCAGGAGUCCAGGGAACAUCAACAGUGACGACAAAGAGAGAGUUUGGUUUGCUGGGUUGGGGAGGCAGCAGCGCGGAGAGAUAUCCAAAGUGGAGAAGAUGAUUUUCGUGGUGUUCCUAAUUGGAAAUACAGCAUUCCUGGCUGCAUUUAUAAAAGUUAUUGCAAGUGUAUAAUGAUCACACAUCUUCUUGUAAUUGUUGUAUACUAUAUAAAGGUAUAUACACCUGGAUUUCUGUUAUUGUAAUACUGUCCAUAUUAGUGUAAAGGUGUAACUUUCCUAGUGCCACCCUAAGGCUAAAAUCUGUGAAUGCAAACCAUGUACCAUCUCAUGUACCAAACAAAUAAAACCGGCCAACUUUCUUCAUAUACAUCUUUUAUUGUUGCACUAAUCUCUUCAAUAAUUGCACGAGGAAUACAAAGUAAAAAGCCCCCGCAUAUUUAGUCAUAAAGAGCCCAAUAAGCCUCAAAAAGCCAUGUCAGGGACUUUUCACACAAUGUUUAAACAUCAGCAAGCAAUCUUGAGAUUUGUAAGCUAUAAUAUAACAAUGAAGCAUACAAACAUGGAAUGUAAAACAAUGCUGUUUAAGGUCAGUUGAAUCUAAGGUCAAGAAAGUCACAAGCUUUUAGAAGCUGCUUUUAAUAGUAGCUGGAAAUGUCAAGGCUUUGUAAAUAACAAUUUUCUUUAUUAAAACCAUCAAAUAACGGUGUUUUCUAUUUAGGAAAAUCUUUUGAAAAUACAUCGUGUUUGUGGUUCAUGACAUUCACAAUACAGGGAGCCACAAAGAAAGGUGCUUGAACAUGAAUACUGCCUCCCGGUGCCCUAAACGUUGAAAUAAUCGCUGAAUGUUGGAACAAAGGGUUCAUGUAAGUAUACUGCAGCUUCACUGUACAGUAUAUGAGUGAGCGUUCAUUUAUAGUUAUAUUGUAUAAAGAAUAAAAUACUAUAAUUUGUGGAAAUCUAUUUUAUUAUUUGGAAUUUCCAAAGCACUGAGAUUUCAGACAAUGGAGGUCCACUUUCCACAUGGUGUCAUUGGUCCUCUAGUUGAUACCUGCACGUAUUGGAUUGUCCUUCUGCAGGUAGUGCGUCCUGAAGUGUCACUCAGGGAGCGACAAAACUGAAAUGCAUAUUUAUAUUCUCACUAAAAUCUUGACAUCCCCUUUACGCGUUAUGUUACAUUAUGUGAUUGAACUAUAUGUUUCCAGUGAAAGGUAUAAUAUAUGUUGUGCUUAUUGUUUCCCGUCCAGCUCACCCUAAAAUAUUAAUUUGCGGCAAAACAAA